This is a messenger RNA of Tachysurus vachellii, 2848 nucleotides long. RefSeq names its product zinc finger DHHC-type palmitoyltransferase 13 (gene zdhhc13). The transcript has 17 exons. Gene Ontology annotation, cellular component: Golgi membrane. The record is from RefSeq and is a predicted model, not a curated record. Gene Ontology annotation, molecular function: protein binding; palmitoyltransferase activity. The coding region runs from base 114 to 2033 and encodes 639 amino acids. NCBI's taxonomy places the organism in Eukaryota, Metazoa, Chordata, Actinopteri, Siluriformes, Bagridae. Gene Ontology annotation, biological process: protein palmitoylation.
UCCAGGAAGUAGUCUCAGUGAAGGUUCACUUUAGCAUUUAGCUUUCCUCAUAGCUUUGGUGUCAUAUAAGCUACAUAAGUUUAUAUAAGCUACAACAUUCGGAUGCGGUAAAAAUGGACUGGAAAGAAGGCAGUGGGGGUCAUGGUCACAGCCAUGGUAACGAUGGGCAAAGCUGUCAUGGGACGCAUGGUGUACAUAGUGGCCACUCGCAUGGUUUUAUGCCCAAUUUCCCGUUCAUGCAGAGGGGUGAAACCAUACUGGACCCCACACAGCAACCAAAGAAAUACACACACAUUGAAGAUAGCAGCAGCUGGGACAUCGUCAAAGCCACACAGUUUGGCGCGUUUGAUCGGUGUAAAGAGCUGGUCGAGGCAGGUUGCGAUGUUCGACACCCUGAUAAAGAAAAUGUCACUCUACUGCACUGGGCAGCCAUUAAUAACAGAAUAGAUCUCAUCAAGUAUUAUAUAUCUAAAGGUGCAGUUGUGGAUCAGUUGGGUGGAGAUUUAAACUCUACACCACUCCACUGGGCCAUAAGACAGGGCCACUUGCAAACGGUAAUCCAGCUGAUGCGCUACGGUGCCGAUCCGUCUCUUGUGGACGGAGAGGGAUACGCUGGCCUCCAUCUCGCUGUGCUUUUCCAGAACAUGCCUAUAGCGGCAUAUCUGAUGGCCAAGGGUCAGGAAGUGGACGUUUCCGACGCAAACGGACAGACCUCACUGAUGCUGGCUGCUCAGAAAAUUAUUGGGCCAGAACCGACGAACUUCCUGCUGCGGUGUAACGCAUCAGUGAACGCAGUAGAUAAGGUGAACAGGAACUCGCCGCUGCACUGCGCUGUACUUGCUGGUAACGUCGAUGCCGCACACAUCCUGCUGGAGUCUGGAGCCAGUGUGGAGCUGCAGAACGCCAAUGGUCACACACCAAUAGACUUGGCCCACCAGGUGAAUAGUCCUCUGCUGAUUCACAUGCUGAAUGUGGUGAAAAACGACCGCAAUAAAUCAAACACACGUUGUUUGCGAUUCCUCAACAAUUACCAGGCCUUUCUGCAGUGUGUCUUUAGUGUGUGUGUGAUGUGGGCAGUAGGAGCCAUAUUGGACUUAAGUUCCGAGUCCUGGCUGCUAAAAGGGGUUCUACUUGCAUGUUUGUUCGCUAUGAUCAACCUCACCUGCAGACGGGUAGCAAGUGCCACAGUUCAGAGUCUGGUUCCCUCCACCACCCUCAUUGCCUCAGUAUUUUGGAUGCUUGUCACCUGGUGCUUGUGGUUUCUGCCGGAUGGUCCCACUACAGUGGUGCAGAUGAUGUUUCCCCUAACCAUUUUGGCUCUUCUGUAUUAUUACCUGCGCACUUGCAAAACUGACCCUGGGAUUGUCAGGGUGACCGAGGAGGAGAAGAAGAAGAACAUUGUAGUCCUGGCAGAAGCAGGCUGCCUCGACCCCAGGAUCUUCUGCACAUCAUGUAUGAUGAGGAAGCCUAUGAGAGCUCAUCACUGCUUUUCCUGUAACUCCUGUAUCGCUAAGCAGGACCAUCACUCUCUCUGGAUCAAUGGCUGUAUAGGUGCCAGGAAUCAUCACUUCUUUGUUCUGUUUCUCAUGACACUAAACCUUGUGUGUGGCUGGAUGCUGUACAACUGUGUUGUGUACUGGUCACAAAGGUGUGUGAGCAGGGCUUCAGACGGGCUGUGGGAAACGAUCACGGAGCUGUUCACCUGCUCGCCCUGGAUCACUUAUAUCAGCAUCAUCACCCUGUUCCACACGGCCUGGGCCUCGGUCACCCUCGGGCUGCAACUUUACCAGAUUGCAUUUCUUGGACUGACGACUGCAGAAAGAGCGAGUUUGCUACACGGACAGAGGAAACUCCCUCAGGCUUAUUCUCUCAGGCAGAACCCAUUCAACCGGGGUGUGCUGAAGAACCUCGUGAACUUCUUCCAACUGCGCUGCUGCGGAUUGUGCAAGCCUCUCGUGUUGGACUGGACUCAGGAGCUUCCCAUGGGUUUAAACCGAGACCAUCAGAUGUUUAGCAGCCUAGACCCUGUCUGACAUCUCGAACAUCACUGAGCACAUUUGUAUUGUGAUGACGGCCAGAUCACAGACUGCACACGGGCACAUUUUACAUAAUCUGCAUUACUCUCUGAUCUAUCUGACCAAAAAUACAUGUCUGUCUGUGAGGUAUGUGCCAGAGUCUUGCAUAAGUAUUUACACCCUCUUGAACUGUUCCACAUUUUGAUAUGUUGGAUCAAUUCGGGGAUUUUUUUUUUACAUAAAACAAUCCAUAGUGCUAAAACAGCUGGAAUACAGUUUACAGAUAUAUUUACAAAUAAAAAUCACGAGCUGCGAUCACAUACACGUCCAACACACAAAAUACAAGCUGUUGCAUACUGAGGAAUAGAUGUUGCAUACUGGGCCAAGAGCAGACAUUCCACCAGAUUUCAAAGAUUUUCUGGCUAUUUUAUAUAAAUUCAUGACAAAUGAUCCCAAUUUCAGUUCAAUGGGAUCAAAAUACUUAUGGAAGUCAGUGUACAUCACAGAACCUUUAACCAUCUUACGAACAUAGAUCUGUAAAUGUUUACUCUCAUGCAACGAAGGAAGGGAGCAGCUCUUGUCCUUGCCUUCAUUGCAUGAGAGUAAACAUGCAAUGUACAAUGAUAUUUUCUUCUGAGUUCUUUUGUAAACAUAUAGUCAUCCCUUUUUUGUAAAAUAAGUAGGAAAAUAACAGGUUUCUCCUGAGUCAUGUUACUCUUUACUCUGUUAAUUUGUCUUCAUAUUUUAUACGGUUGUUUCACAGCCAGGGAGAAAUGCACUAUCCUGCGGGGCCGAAGGAUUUUCUUUGGAAUAAAAGCAACAUUUUUUUGUUG